CGAAGGCGGUUGAUCGGCGUGCAUGGUGCGAUCUGAUCACGUAGGCAGUUGCCGAGGUGCAAGAGAAAGCCCUCGUGCAUGCAUAGAAGAAGCGGCAGUCGCAGAAGCGACGGUCACCGAUGGGUCGUACUCCAUCGACAUCGAGCGCAUGGUGCUGUAGCACAUGCGGUCGCGAGUGCUUGAGUCAGGCAGGCCUAGUGAGCCACGAGCGAGGCCACUCGGGACCAGCAUCGAAACGACGACGGGUGCUGCUGAAAACGUAAACAGAACCGGCGUUGGUAGCAGGGACGGCUGGUGCAGGACACGUGGGCAUUGAUUGGUUGACCGCUGUGUGACACGUGCAUGCCGAUUGUGCAUCUGAAGACAAAUCGAUUCGCCGAAACCUACCCCAGAUCAACGACAAUUACACCGUGGAACGUCCUUGGGAUUCUCCUAUUGUUCCUGUCUCAUCUGAACUUGACUUCACAUUUUCAAGACUUCCCUUCUAACAGAACCGAUGGACGGAGUGAGUGGCCAUCCCGUUUCCGGCGUGCUUGACUUCGACUUAAGUUGUAUGUUAUCAAGGAAGUGGUCUCUCGAUUUUGGCUCAAAGCCCAGAGCGAAUGCGUCUACUCAGGUGACUGCUGCCGAAUUGCAUCCACCCGGAUACAUCGACCGGUCUUUCCCUGCUAGCGCUCUAAAAGAUUCGGAUCCUCGACUUGUGGUUCAGCGAAGUUGGAAUAUCGCCCUCGGACCCAUCCGCCAGAUCCCAAUGAAUUUACUCAUAAUGUGGAUUUCUGGAAAUUCAAUCUCUAUUUUUCCGUUGAUGUCUGUGAUUAUGCUUUUUCUGCGGCCUAUCCAAGCCUUAUUCUCCAUACAAUCGACUUUCAAUCUGAUCGAGGGUAGCCAAGCCCUCUUACAGUGUGUGGUGUACACACUUGGAAAUCUCGUGAUGAUUGUGCUGGCAAUGUACAAAUGCCACACAAUGGGAUUGCUUCCCACUUAUCCAUCGGAUUGGUUGGCCUUCGUUGAUCUACCUGAGAGUGCGGAGCUCUCAGGUGGUGGCCCAAUCACUUAGUUUGCGAAGUGAUAUUUAUCUCUGUUUGAUGCAGUUUUUGGGGAUGUACUCUCGUUACAUCUUGACGCCAAUAAUUUCCUUCUCUUCUGUAAAGAAAAGACUUCAACACUCUGGGGGGGGGGGGGGG
Dicrocoelium dendriticum is the source of this 1184-nucleotide messenger RNA. NCBI's taxonomy places the organism in Eukaryota, Metazoa, Platyhelminthes, Trematoda, Plagiorchiida, Dicrocoeliidae. The record is from the annotation of a GenBank genome assembly.